Molecule: messenger RNA, 1811 nt
Organism: Mytilus californianus (California mussel)
Lineage: Eukaryota; Metazoa; Mollusca; Bivalvia; Mytilida; Mytilidae
Exons: 7
Coding region: 274-1701 (475 amino acids)
Source: RefSeq, a predicted model, not a curated record
UGUAAUAUUCAAAUAUGGUAAACGUUUCACACCAAUAAAAACACUGUGCAUAACAUGCAAUCCAUAUUGAUGUCAAGGUUUGCAUUACAAGUAGAACGUCUUGUUAUUUAGUGGAAGGGAUAUUGCCAAGUUUUAUCUAAAAAUAUGCUUUGUUCUCAGACAAAUAAAAAUAUCAGCUGAAAUAUGCAAAACAUUUAUUUUUAAAAACGGGAUGGAAGAAAAGGUUAUUCCUUAGAUGAGCAUGUUUUAACAUUAACGAUGAACAUAUGAAUAAUGAAUAAAGAAACUGUUUGUAUAUAUUUCGAAGGUGAAAUGGAUUUAGAAAAAUAUGAUUGGCAAAUAGUAUUUGUUGGAAGAACAAAUGUUGAGAAAAUCUCAACUGUAGGUGUAGUGUUAGGCAAUCAUGAGUUACUAGAAGAUCGUCUGUCAAUUCGUUUGGCCUCGAUAUAUUCACAUUUAGAGAGACCAAAGUGUUGUAUAUUUCUGAUUACUGUCUUGAAUAAUCUAAAGAUACAACAAAUAAAAGAUGUCAGAGAAACCAAUGAAUUAAAAAAGACACGAUUGAGGUGUAGCCGUCGUCAGAUUUCAAUUGUUUACACGAUACAUCAUACAACGAAUAAACGUUACAGAUAUAUCAUAGAACGACAAAUGGUAAUCAUGAAUUCAAUCACGCGACUGAAAAUGUUUCGUGUAAUAACAAACUGUGACUGCUUUGCUUACAACAGAUAUAUGAUUCAAUCAUUGCAUCUUCAUAAUAACAGUGAGCUUCAAUAUAGUGGAAAAGCUGAACAUCAAGUUAAAACCAUAAUAAAGAAGAUACAACUCAAUGACAAAUUAAGAGAGACGCAUUCCGAGAAUCGUAUAAUACGGAAAAGUCGUUCAACCAAAUAUGUACUACUAGUUAUUAUAGUACUAUGGCAUGCAGCGAAAGCAAGCUUCGAAGAUCAAGUAAUACAGUGGAAACUUAUGACAAAGCCUGUAUAUUUUGGGAAAAGCGUUGUUCUUGAAUGCAUAAUACAGACAGAGGACAAAUCUGCACCAAUGUUAUGGACUAAGCUACCAAACGGUAAAACAUUAGCCUACAAUCAAAACUCAAGAUACAUUGACAAGUAUGCAGUUACUGUUGAAUAUCAUGAGAGGACAAUGGUAUACAAUUUAACUAUAAAACAUUUUAACUCAAGUGACGUAAAUCGAGUGUAUAAAUGUGAUUUUGGAUUUCACUCUUACUCAGACGAUCUUCUGCUUAAUGAAAAAGAUUUCAUCUCUGAACCCUCAGUAAAACAUAUGAAGAACUUCAGCUUAGAUAACAGGAGGUUAAACGGCAUUGUCCUGAUUUAUAAUGGUUAUCCAAAACCGUUGUGCUCGGGAAAAUUCGAGGGAGAGGAACUUUCAAAGUUCAUGAACAUUAGUAUUAGAAACAUUUCAAUAUUCUACGAAACAAAGAUUGAACUUGAAUACAGUACAGCUAUGUGUACAGGCACUGUCAAUGUGACUUGUAUUUAUGGUAAUCACACAGUGCUGAUCACUCAACUUGUUGAUACUUGCACAGAUUCGUCAGAAUCAAACCAUACAACUGUACAGAUAAUGUUAACAUUAGCAGGAUUCGUGCUUGUAUGUGUUUGUUUGUCGGUCUAUUGGUAUCGAAAAUGUAAACAAAGAAGAAUUCUCGGAUCAAUUCCUAAUACGGAGCCUUUUUUGUAACAUAUGUAAUUUCGAAGGUUAGAUAUACAAAUGAUGUUAAUAACUUAUAUCAAUGUUGUUGUGAUAUAUCAACGUACAAAAAUCAAACUUAUUUUACUUUUGUGCACACA